Messenger RNA from Sclerotinia sclerotiorum 1980 UF-70, 321 nucleotides. RefSeq lists its product with no specific name. The record is from RefSeq and is a predicted model, not a curated record. The transcript has 2 exons. The coding region runs from base 1 to 321 and encodes 106 amino acids. Lineage: Eukaryota; Fungi; Ascomycota; Leotiomycetes; Helotiales; Sclerotiniaceae.
AUGGUCAAAGCUACCAAACUAGCCUUGAAGAACUUGGAAUGUCAUCAUACUCUUGACACUAUCAGUUCGGAUCAUACAUGGAGUCCGAUCUUCCAUAUGCUAGCUCUGUCAUUUCCAUCCCAAUCUCCGUCUUAUUACUUAUCAGUCGUCACAGGUUCUGAUAAGUAUGAUGAAGAGCCAAUCCAAGAAGGUAUUGAGGAGGAGAAGAAGGACUGGGAAGUUUGCAAAGAAGACAAGCGACUGGUUCUAAAUAUGUCUACAGGUUUGCAGAAGUCGAAUGAGACUUUUAUUGGGUAUAAUCAAGUGCUCCAAACCCUUUGA